GUCGCGGCGGGAAGGCCACCAGCCAUGCCGCCACCGUGUCCCCGCGGAGCCCUGCCCGGGGCCUUCCUCCUCUUCUUCCUCCUCUUCGUCGUGCCGCUGCUCUGCGCAGCUCCCGGUGUUCCAAGAGGAAAUAAACUUAAGCGGAUGCUUCAGAAACGAGAAGUGGGGGGAUUCAUUCCAGCCCCCAUUGCCACGAAGCCGGAGGUGUCGCUGAAGGAAGAGGCAGCCAAGGGGUUCCUGCGCAGCCUGAGGCGCCCGCGGCGGCAGCUGUGGGACCGCAGCCAGCCCGACGUGCAGCAGUGGUACCAGCAGUUCCUCUACCUUGGCUUCGACGAGGCGAAAUUUGAAGACGACAUGUCCUACUGGACGAGCCUGGGGCGUGGUGGCAGCGAGUACUACGGGGGGUACUACCAACACCACUAUGAUGAGGACUCGCCCAUCGGCCCCCGGAACCCACACACCUUCAGGCAUGGGGCGGGAGUCAACUAUGAUGAUUACUGAUGGCUUUCGUCCUCCUACAGCUGGGGUGCAUGGGGCUGGGCAAAGCCAUGCCCUCCCCCAGUCAACGUCUCUGCUUCCCUCCUGUUCAUGUGCAACAGCAGGAGCCAAGGAGUUGCCAAGAAAGAAACAUGACUUUUCUUUUGUUAUUGUUACUUAGUAGUAUGCGAUUAUAUGAAGUGUUACAGAAAUAAAGCUUUUUUGAUAAAGCUUCCCAUUA
Messenger RNA from Gallus gallus (chicken), 718 nucleotides. RefSeq names its product C2orf40 homolog (gene ECRG4). NCBI's taxonomy places the organism in Eukaryota, Metazoa, Chordata, Aves, Galliformes, Phasianidae. The record is from RefSeq and is a predicted model, not a curated record. Gene Ontology annotation, biological process: cellular senescence; central nervous system development; G1 to G0 transition. The coding region runs from base 25 to 501 and encodes 158 amino acids. The transcript has 4 exons.